This is a messenger RNA of Moneuplotes crassus, 644 nucleotides long. Lineage: Eukaryota; Ciliophora; Spirotrichea; Euplotida; Euplotidae. The record is from the annotation of a GenBank genome assembly.
AUGAGCCACGAAGGUAUAGAGACAGAUCUGAGGGAUGGAGAGAAGGUGGGAGUUAAUAAAGGGAGAUGGUCAUCAUUAGAGCAUUUUAAAUUUCUUGAAGGGAUUAAAAUGUUUGGAAAAGAUUGGAAGAAGUUGAAUUUGCAUAUAAAAACUAGAACUAGUGUCCAAAUAAGAUCUCAUGCCCAGAAGUUCUUUUCAAAACUUAGUAAAGAAAUUAAAACAUUAGAACAAUUUCAAGAAGACACUGAUCUUGAAGAAUUAAAGAAGAACUUACUCCAAUCAGAAAUUCCUCAACCCAAAUCUAUCACUGCUGAAUCCACAAACCAUACUUCAAAUAAAGUUCCUGUUCAUCAAUCAAUACCCAAAGAUUCUCCUCAAACUGAAGUUCCCAUUAAAAUUCCAGUCCAAAUCGAUCCAGAAGUCAACAAAGUAGCAAGUAUUCCUAAUCCUCCCUUUCCGCGAAGAGCUAGAGAAAAAGAAGAACGUAAAGAAACAGAUGAUGGAGAAAAGUCAUCUAAAGUCUCAAAAUCCUCGUCAAAAGGUAUAAUUAGUAAUCAGAGAUUUAGGGCCAGAUAUUGUCACCUUGGUAGUAUUAGGUAUCGGAAUUGCAUCAAUCGGAAUAGUGCUGUAUAAAACACUUAAGG